GUACUACAUUAACAAAUAUGCCUCAGAUAACCGACCAGCUUACUGGCAGCGGCGCAGAAGCUUUGGCAGAGACUCUAGCACGACUCUCUAAGAAACCCGGGGUAGAGGCGACACUGGUGCUUGAAGCCUCUAGCGGUACCAUCAUUCAGAAUUCGGGAUCGUUUUCAGCCUUCCGCUCAACGUCUAGAUCAAACAAUACCGGUGCAUCUACAGAAGAUUCGAGUACAGCAGCCAACACAGAGAGCCAAGGAAUUGAAGAAUUAGCUUCCAUGGUAUGGAGUUUUGCAAAAUCAGCCGGGGGACUUGUACAAGGACUAGAUGUUGAGGAUGAGGUUAAGCUCCUACGUCUACGAACGAAGAAACACGAGCUUGUGAUUGUUCCGGAUACAAAAUACAUACUCGUCGUUGUGCACGAAACACCUCCAGCCUGAGGAAGAAGUGCAGGAAGAAUUUAAUUUACACAUAUCGAUAGAACGGCGUUCAAUACCCAAGGAGCAUUUCACGGCGUUAUAGUUUAUUUUGAGAGGAUAUCUUAAUGACAUAAACCAUACAAAUUUGUUCGUUUUCAGUGAUGCUCUGCGACUGAUGUGUGGUCCAUUCAAGGCGCGCCCCUUAAAGUUGAUGGGUUCUAGAGUGGAGCAUAGUUCCAAAGGAAUGGAUGACUGAAAGAAUGAUUCAAGAUAAGCCCCUUGAACUCGGUAGCGAUAUCGUGGUAUUUUGCAUGGAUAUACACAACUUUUUAAGGCUACGAGUUCCCAGAAAAUAUUCAGGACAUGAAGGGUAGUUUUUAGCUUGAGGAACGAGCAGUCUACAUCUUACAAGACUACAUCAUCGUCGGGUCACGUCACAUACAACUCAAAUCAUUGCUUGAUUUGACCUUGGAGAUUGGGCGACCAUUGUCUGAAGUCUAAGGAACCUUCAAUAUAAUAAUGCUUGGCGUGUAACUGAAAACAGAAUACUUAUAUUUGCGAUCACACUGCUCCAAGCUUAUACGAAAAAACUUCUCAUAUUUCAUUCAUAACUUUUCAUUUGAUACCUCUAGAAUUCUCAUUCAUCCA
Botrytis cinerea B05.10 is the source of this 1058-nucleotide messenger RNA. RefSeq lists its product as hypothetical. The transcript is spliced from 3 exons. The record is from RefSeq and is a predicted model, not a curated record. Gene Ontology annotation, cellular component: cytoplasmic dynein complex; cytoplasm. Lineage: Eukaryota; Fungi; Ascomycota; Leotiomycetes; Helotiales; Sclerotiniaceae. Gene Ontology annotation, molecular function: dynein intermediate chain binding. Gene Ontology annotation, biological process: microtubule-based movement. The coding region runs from base 18 to 431 and encodes 137 amino acids.